UGAGGUUGAAGCUGCCUCCGCCAUCUUGAAGAUGGGAGACGGGCGAAAGCUGUGGUCUUUCUGCUAAAGCAAACAACACAACGGACAGAGUUGUCACCCCCACAGUGAGGUAAUCGCCACUGUGUAACUGCUGACCAAAGCCACCGAAAGCAGGUUUCCUCUGACUCGCCCCGGUCUUUGUAAACAGUGGGAGGCAGCUGUUAGAAGAAAAAACUUCAAGCCUACUAAAUACAGCAGUAUUUGUUCAGAGCACUUUACCCCAGACUGCUUUAAGAGAGAGUGCAACAACAAAUUACUGAAGGAGAAUGCUGUACCCACAAUAUUUCUUUGUAUUGAGCCACAUGACAAGAAGGAAGAUCUGGAACCCCAAGAACAGCUUCCCUCUCCUCCUUCACCCCCUACUUCCCAGGUCGAUGCUGCUAUUGGGCUGCUAAUGCCUCCCCUCCAGACCCCUGAUAACCUGUCGGUGUUCUGUGACCACAAUUACACUGUGGAGGACACAAUGCACCAAAGGAAGCGGAUUCACCAGCUGGAGCAGCAGGUCGAAAAGCUCAGGAAGAAACUCAAGACCGCCCAGCAGCGGUGCCGCAGGCAGGAGAGACAGCUGGAGAAGCUAAAGGAAGCAGUGCACUUCCAGAGAGAGAGAGAUGAUGCGUCAGAAAGGGGCUAUGUGAUUCUCCCACAUGACUGCUUUGAAAUUGUUGAAGUACCAGCCUGAGAAAAUGAGAUGUACUAGUGGGACAAGACUACAUGCUCUCUUGUAGCUGACACACAGGAUUUCAUUUGAAAAAACAGUACUUGAUUACUUGUAUAAAAAAAAAAAAAUCAGAAUAUUUUUUUAAAAUAAAUUAGUUAUAUACUGUAAAAUUGUAAUUUUUUUGUUUGUAAUUUCAGGGUUUUUACACUUUAACAAAAUAUUUUAAAAAAUCCUUAGACCGCCAAUAUAAUGUUGUAUAUUGGUUUCAAGAUGGUGGAUUGUUUUUCAUUUGAGUAUUUAUAGAAAUAAUGUAAAAAUGAAAAGUAGAGAGGAUAAUGGUGCAGUAAAGAUGAUUUAAGUUUAAAAGUUAAAAUUAAUGCCCUUUAUUGAGAGAACUUAUAAUUUAAAUCAGAAGUAUAAAUGAGAUCAUAGGACAGCCUCUCAGAAUAUAGAGAUGUACAUACACAUUUGUAUUUAUAGUCAGAGCUUCAUUUAUUUUUCUCAAUCACUUGUCAAAAUAAACUGUCAAGUCAAUAUUUGAGGAAAAUAAUAUUUUGCUGUCUUCAGAAGAGAAAAGUCAUUCCAUAUUUAAUCAAUAACUUCAUAAAGUAGAUUUUUAGAAGUGGGUCCUUCUUGUCCAUAGCUUUGUAAAAUUGGAAGUGUAUCUUGGGGAAUGAAGGCCUCAAAGUGAAGGAUUGUUACCAGUGUAGUGAAAAUUGGGCUGGGGAGGCGGUUCCCUGGGUGAAGGUGCUUGUCGUGCAAGCCUGGUCCCCUGACAACCUGAGUUUAACACCUGGGAUCCACAUAAGGGUGGAAAGAGAGAGCCAACUCCACAGAGCUGUCUUCAGACCUCCAUAUAUGCUGUGGCAUAUCUGCACACUCAUAAACAAAAUUGGGAUCUGGUUCCUGAUACGCUCUCAUCAUCCCCUAGCUUAAGGCAUCUAAUUCUACAGCCGUAGUUUAUCUGCAUUCAGAUCUCUAAUAUGAUUUUAGUAGAGUUUGGUUUGCAUCAGAAUAUGGUAGUUUUCCCCUUAACUGUUUGAUUUUGGUCAAGACACUGCAUAAAAAAUAUUUUUUCACCUAAGUUAGAAAUUACAUCUAAUUUACUUUAAGUGACUUAUGUUUGAAAAUAAUGUGCUGUGUUUAUGUCCUUAAAUGUUGAGAUUUAAAUAUUGUAGUUUCUGUUCACAAUGUGAAUUGUGUUCUGACUUUGUGAGAAAGCUUACAUUCUUUUGAAAUGAAAAUAUGUUCUAAGUAGACAAAUACUGAUAAAAGAAUUCUCUAUUUAGGUUUAGGAGAACCAUAUUUUACAUUUCAGAGUACACUCUCUGUAGUUGAGUAGCAGACCUUUUAAGACAGUAUUAAAGACAUGCUAUUCAAGCAUC
Messenger RNA from Cricetulus griseus (Chinese hamster), 2082 nucleotides. NCBI's taxonomy places the organism in Eukaryota, Metazoa, Chordata, Mammalia, Rodentia, Cricetidae. The record is from RefSeq and is a predicted model, not a curated record.